AAUUUACAAUACCUAUAAAUAAUUACAUGAAGCAAUCAUAGUUCACGGAUGGAUUUUAUUGUUUAUGGACUAGCAAAUCAGAAUAAUGAAUUAUCUUAUUUGGGUGAUGCUCGCUCUAGCAGCAUGGCCCAAGGUUCAAGCAAUCUAUUUCACUGGAGUCAGAGAAGUUUUUGGACCCCCGAGGGCACUUCGUGAGAACUCAUAUUUUGGCUACAGCAUCACCUACGAUGAAUAUUAUAAAAAAUUAGUUAUAAGUGCUCCAAGGGAAAAUGAUAUCGGUGAAGUAUAUGAUUGCGAUAUAGAAAAACGCAAGUGUGAACCAAUUUUCAGGAAUAUAACGAGAUAUUCGUCAAACUAUAAACAUGAUUAUUGGUUUGGAGCGACUGUCAAAGCCGGACGAGACUUCGUUAUGAUGUGUGCACCACGAUAUACACAGCAUUAUAUACGUUUCAAUAGUUACGUGACAUGGGGAAAGUGUUUCCAACAUUCAAAAGGCAAAUUAAAUGAGAAACCAACUAUUCUAGAGCUUGAAAGAAUUAUGGAUUCGCCAUCACCUAUGGAAGCGACCAUGGAUUCCUUUGGUUGGAGUAUUGAUGUGGCUUCUGAUGACUCCAUCAUUAUUGGUGGGCCUGGCAUGUUCCAUGGUCGAGCGAUGGUUUACAAACCACAAAAAAAUGUGCCCAUAUUCAUGAAGCAAAGCCAGAUGACUCCUGAAUUUAAUUUUGGGUAUUCUGUCGCCAGUGGCACAUUUAUCAAUCACACAAUGUUUUACGCCGUGAGCUCUACUUAUGGAUAUGGGGAGGUACAGUUUUUCGAAAACUUAUUUUUCAAAGGGAAACUGAUUAAGAAAGAAGAUUAUGACAAAGUAGGAACCAUGUUCGGGGCUGUGCUCUGUGCUGCCAAGUUGACGACCGGCAGUAAAACGGACUUGCUUGUGGGAGCACCAACCUUUGGCACUCCUUCUGAAGACAAUCUAGGAGCUGUUUACGUUUAUCUUGCCGUAAAACUGGACUAUGCGCCAACAUUUUCCAAGAAGCUGGUUGGGCAGCCCGGAGCGCAAUUUGGUAGUGCAAUGAUAAACCUGGGUGAUUUGAACGGUGAUAAGUGCGAUGAAAUAGCAAUUGGAGCACCUUUCGAGAAUUCGGGCCAAGGUGCUGUGUACAUAUACAGUGGGGCUGAUCUGGGCAGCCCUCAGAAGAUGGUGAAUCAAUUGCAAUACUUACAGAAGAUAACUCCAGAAGCGAGCUACGCCAAAUCCUUUGGAAUGAGCCUCACGCCCUUGUUGGAUUAUGACCAAAACGGCUGUAAAGAGUUGGCAAUCGGCUCGCCAGUCGUCAAUAGCGUGCUUCUUCUGCGAUGCAUCGCCUCUGUCACUGUGACCACAAAUGUAGAAUUUCCCAAUUUACAGAAUCGCAGUAUGUCUCAUCAAACUAAUUUUGAAUUUAACCUUUGUUUGAUCAUCGACUACCCAACAUUACCAGAAAAAGUUAUUGCAUUGCUAUCAACGACUGUGGAGAUGACUCACUCUGAAGCCCACUUGGUAUCCAACAGUCCUGCAGGCUUCUACACAUUUAAAACCUCCUUACAUGAAAGAAAACGGGAGUACUGUAAAAAAGUACCAUUUACUUUGCCUUUACACGGCCACUACGAAACAGACAUACAAUACCAGAUAACUACCGUACUGCUAAACGAUCCGAGGAACCUCAAAGAUUUCAAUAGCUCCCGUGUUAUACUGAGUGACAAGAGCAUCUUAAAUAUACAGGAUUCUGUAUGGGCCGCCGAAUGUUCUGGGAAAAUCUGUGUGCCUAGGCUGAGGAUCGAAAACUACAGCAUCAGUUUUCAGUAUCCUGAGUACAUAAUGGGUUCAAGUGAACUAGAAAGCAUAAAACUGACUGUGUACAACGACGGCGAGGCGGCCUACAAUCCUUGUGUGAGGAUCAACAUCGUCGGGGUCCCUAUAUUCAAGCACCCCUAUUCUUGUGAACUGGAUAAAUCAGUUUCUGGUGUUUUGGUCUGCAAACCACCUCAUCCACUCCUGUAUGGUCAGGCUUGGGAAACCAGUGAAAUUCUUUUGGAGACCAAAAGUCUGACUAGUUUGGUUAGACAAGUCGUGUUCGAUCUACGACUACUGAAUGACUGUAAGAAAACUGACGAAUAUGAUAAAACGACGGUCGCUGUACCAGUGAGAGCUGAAGGAAUAGCUGUAAAAGGUGAAACUGAUAUAGGUAUGUAUGUGAACAUGACAGAACAAGACAUAAAAGAAAAUGGAAAGAUACUGCAACAUGUAUAUUCGAUCACGAACACAGGAAAAAGCAACUGGAUGGAAGUCCAUUGCACAGUGAUUUUGCAGAUUCUGCCACACAUCCGUUAUGAAGAGAAUCCAGUCAAACUCUAUUGGUCCAAGGACAUACCUCUUACAGCUUGCGGCCUGCAAUCUACAGAUGAGAGGAAAAUGAAAUACCUCUGCACGAUCCCUAGUUUAUUGCCUAACAGACAGCCAGCUAAGAUUUUCAUACCUAUGUUUAUUGUUCCUAAAACUCUUGAUGGAAUUGUUAAAGACACGUCUAAUGCUACAAUCAUGUCGAUCAUUCAUGUACAACUGAUUGACAACAUUCUAGAAGAAAGUGUUCUAACAACGAUAAUGCUUCAAGAGGCGAAGGUGCCAUUGGAGCUGAUCAUCAUUGCAGUUUGUGUCGGAAUAUUCCUCUUGUUCAUCAUUGCUGUCAUACUUUAUAGAGUUGGUUUUCUGCGCCGUCAGAAGAAAGAAGAACUUAGAAGACUAAAGAACCGUGUCAAGCGUCAGACCAUUCUAAGGCAGUCAAUGCAUGGAUCUGCUGAUCAAAAGGAUCGCCAAAGUAAAGAGGGAGUGGAAAACGCUGGUCUUAUGGUUGAAGCCAAAUAAAACGGAAUACGGUUAUAAAUAUAUUGUAUAAAGAACCAUUUAAUAAUAACUUAUGCUUAGUUUAGUUUACAUAAAGUUUAUUUUUGUUCCGAAAUAUUUACACACACAAUAUUGAAGUAGAAU
Helicoverpa armigera (cotton bollworm) is the source of this 3025-nucleotide messenger RNA. Its product is annotated as integrin alpha-PS5. The record is from RefSeq and is a predicted model, not a curated record. Gene Ontology annotation, cellular component: external side of plasma membrane; integrin complex. The transcript is spliced from 25 exons. Gene Ontology annotation, molecular function: integrin binding. The coding region runs from base 86 to 2902 and encodes 938 amino acids. Gene Ontology annotation, biological process: cell-matrix adhesion; cell-cell adhesion; cell adhesion mediated by integrin. Lineage: Eukaryota; Metazoa; Arthropoda; Insecta; Lepidoptera; Noctuidae.